Messenger RNA from Corythoichthys intestinalis (scribbled pipefish), 1690 nucleotides. It is a transcript of the gene csnk2b, whose product is annotated as casein kinase 2, beta polypeptide. The transcript is spliced from 7 exons. Gene Ontology annotation, molecular function: protein kinase regulator activity. Bases 164 to 811 code for a protein of 215 amino acids. Lineage: Eukaryota; Metazoa; Chordata; Actinopteri; Syngnathiformes; Syngnathidae. Gene Ontology annotation, cellular component: protein kinase CK2 complex; cytoplasm. The record is from RefSeq and is a predicted model, not a curated record.
CAUCAUGUGGCAGCAGUUCGCGUUUUACGCCGGAAGUAGAGGAAGAACCUCGUAAGCUAGUACUAGUGGUGUCCAUUUUAUUUACGCCCGAAAGCUCGCUACAUUGUUUUGAGCUGUCGCAUUUUUCCACCGCAUUCAUAAGUACAAAACUGGGUCUUCGGAGAUGAGCAGUUCCGAGGAAGUGUCAUGGAUCUCCUGGUUCUGUGGACUAAGGGGGAAUGAAUUUUUCUGCGAGGUGGAUGAAGACUAUAUCCAGGACAAGUUCAAUUUGACAGGCCUCAAUGAACAAGUUCCCCACUACCGCCAGGCUCUAGAUAUGAUUCUGGACCUUGAACCAGAUGAAGAGCUGGAGGACAAUCCCAACCAAAGCGACCUGAUCGAGCAGGCGGCCGAGAUGCUGUACGGCCUCAUCCACGCACGCUACAUCCUCACCAACCGAGGCAUCGCUCAGAUGCUGGAGAAGUAUCAGCAGGGAGACUUUGGCUACUGUCCUCGCGUCUAUUGUGAGAAUCAGACUAUGCUUCCCAUAGGCCUGUCAGACAUCCCAGGAGAGGCCAUGGUGAAGCUCUACUGUCCUAAAUGCAUGGACGUCUACACACCCAAGUCCUCCAGGCACCACCACACAGACGGUGCCUACUUUGGCACCGGCUUCCCUCACAUGCUGUUCAUGGUUCACCCUGAAAACCGGCCCAAGAGACCCGCCAAUCAGUUUGUCCCGAGGCUUUACGGGUUCAAGAUCCACCCGAUGGCCUACCAGCUGCAGCUGCAAGCCGCCUCCAGCUUCAAGAGCCCCGUCAAGGCCAUCCGCUAGCGAGAAAGGCAAGACGACGACAACAAGGCGAGGGGUCAUCUGUGUUUUUACAACAACAACAACACAAAUGAUCCCUCCCCACCUAUGAAGACUGUAUUAUUUUGGGGUUAGAUUAGAGCAAAUGAAAGCAACAUGUUAUAAUAAUAAUAAUAUUGAUGAUUGGGAGGGUGAGCGAGAUAUCAAUGCACAGCCAUAGUCAUCAUUACAUAAAUGUUUACCCUCCCUCUGUCGUGAACGCACUAUAUACAUUCACAAACAGUGGUGUCAAAAGUACUGAAACAUCCAACGGGGACACGCGUACGUAAAGUUUCCCAUUAUCCCCGACUUUUUGUGAAUUGAGUAUAUUUUCAUAAGCGCCGCACACCCCAUUUUACCAAAAACACGUGAGUCCCUAAUGAACGUGACUGCCAGCAAUUUAAGAGUAAAAUACAGUCAGUGAUUUAUUUUUGAUCUGUAUUGCUGGUUCGUACAAAUGUUUGCCGUAUUGGUGUCGUAUAGAGGACGAUAAAGAAUUGUGUGCUGCUACUGUUUAGGGAGGACAUCCUAGAAAGCAAGCUAGCCGCCCGUAAAUGUUUUGUUUGACAUCGUCGGUCGCAGUAGGCCCUAAAUCUCCCAUCCUGUCGUUCAUAUUUAUCUGCUUACAGCACUGAAUUCCCCAACUCAUGUUUUGAGGUAUAGCAACAGCCGAGACCAGCAGCUGCCAUUUUUGUUUUCUUUCCGAAACGGGCGCCAAACCUGUUGAGUUUUGGAGAUUUUCAGGUUUCGCUACACAAGUGAAUCUGUAUUUAUGAUCCACAGUUUCUCCUGUUUUCUCUGUGCUACUUUGGAAGUGUGAGCCAGAUUCAGAAAUCUCAAUAAAGAUUGACAUUUUUUUUCGUA